AUGGAUCGCAAGCGAGGCCUCGGUCCCAGCGCUUCGCGGCGCUGGGGACGUCGGCUCGACGAGGAGAGGAAGCAUAACUACGGCAACGUGCGAGGAAACGAGGAGGUUGGCGGUUGCAACCCGGAAUACAAGUUCGCCGAGAGCUACUUCGACGAGGAGGAUGGGGUGCUGCAGUGGCCGCCAGAGCAGAUGCAGAUCCACACAAGCAACCUCAUAAACUACCUCAAAGGCAAAGACGGCGGACCGUACGGCUCAUACAAGAACCUGCAAGGCCAGUGGAGCGUCAUGGAAAACACAGUCACUGUCAUAUUCGACAGGAUCCAGAGUGACCCCUUUGCGCCCCCGUCUAACAUCCGCAUCCGGCUGCCGAGCGCAGUGCACCGGUUUCCGUCGGACGUGAUAUCGCCUCGGCUGCGCAAUGUGGCGGCUUGCGAUGCGAUUGCCCGCCGUGUGUGCGUGGAGUUGAAGCGCUUGGACGAAGCGGAGAACGGCAGGUUUCGUCGCACCGGCUUCGAGAUGACCAAGCCCCGCCAAUACGUCCUCCCGCGUAAGAGCGUCGUGCUGACGGACGAGCACCUGGAGAUUCGUAUGUACGUCCACAUGCCUGGCAACGGCCGGCGCGUCAACGGCUACCAAGCGGCGCACAUGUUUGCCGACGUGCUUCCGGCGCUCGUGCGUGACGCCCUGCAUUUCGGCGCGUACGACUCCAAGAGGUUCUACGACCACAUCAAGAGCGUCGAGGACCAGGAAUACCUCAGGGCGCAGCUGUCGGAACUGGGCCUGGUUGCCUUCGUGGCGGACGGCUCCAUUCUGCCGCGCGAAAGCGGCAUCAGCGACAAGCCGAUGACCGCUGACGCAGUGCUGCCGUUCAAGUCGCCAGACAGCCUGCAAGUGGCCGUUACGCUGCCCAACAGGGGCCGUGUGGUCGGCAUGGGCCUGAAGCGCGGUGUCACGCUGGUCGUGGGCGGAGGCUACCACGGCAAGACCACGCUGCUAGAGGCGUUGCAGGUGGGGUGCUACAACAAGGUGCCUGGGGACGGCCGGGAGUUCGUCGUCACCUCCCCCAACGCCGUGAAGGUGCGUGCGGAGGAUGGUCGCAGCGUCAGCGGGGUCGACAUUUCGACGUUCAUCGGCACCCUCCCCAACGGCAAGGACUGCCGCGUCUUCAGCACGCCGGACGCCUCGGGCUCGACCUCGCAGGCAGCCGCGAUCAUGGAGUCGGUUGAGAUGGGCGCCGACCUGUUGCUGCUGGACGAGGACAUCUCCGCAGCCAAUUUCAUGUACCGCGACAACCUGAUGGACGCGUUGGUGUGCAAGGGAAGCGAGCCCAUCACCACCUUCCUGCUGCUGGUGCAGGCGUUUUACAAGAAACUGGGCGUAUCGACCAUCAUGGUCUCGGGCUCGUGCGGCCUCUUCAUGGACCAGGCUGACACCGUCAUCCAGAUGAACCAGUACACCUGCCAGGACCAGACCCAGGCCGCACGCGACGUGGCGUCGCGCUACAAGGUCGACCUGCGUGAGCCAAUCGCCGCUGCCGUCAGCGGCAAUGACAUCUUCGAGACCUCGCAACUGAACGGCCGUGUCGUUUCGCCACACACGUUCAAGCGCGAGCAGCAGAAGGUGCGCCAGCACGGCAUGGGCAGCAUACAGUACGGAACGGAGAACAUCGACCUGGGUUUGUUGGAGCAGCUGGUGGAGCCCGGGCAGACCAGCACGAUCACCAACAUCAUCAUCCACCUGGAGAACAUGUUCCGCGAAAACAGAAGCGCUGUGCACAACAAGACACUCCGUGAGCUGCUCGAGCUACUGUACUCCAAAUGGAGCACCUCAAAGGCCGUUGGGUACAACGGCCUCGACGACGUGAACGGGUUCCGGCCAUUCCCCGCGGGUGACUGUUCGAUGCCACGCAUCUUCGAGGUGGCUGCUGCGCUGAACCGCAUGCGCAGCCUCUCGAUCUCCGGGUUCAAAAAGGCCGGCUACCAGCCCCAGAGCUACAGCGCUUUGUCGUGA
Molecule: messenger RNA, 2010 nt
Organism: Babesia bigemina
Lineage: Eukaryota; Apicomplexa; Aconoidasida; Piroplasmida; Babesiidae
Product: Predicted ATPase of the ABC class, putative
Exons: 11
Coding region: 1-2010 (669 amino acids)
Source: RefSeq, a predicted model, not a curated record